CAAAAUUGUCGCGUUAAUGCUGUAAAACCUGUUUAGAACUGUAAUGAAAUAUGAUACAUGUAUGUCAGAAUGCCGAAGCUGUCUAACCUGCCUAUAUAACUCAAGUCGGAGUGGGAGGUGAAGUGGGGAGACAUCGGAAAAGCGAGGACAGUGGGCAGGCCAGACAUCGCGCUGGUGCUGGUUACGGAUGGCCGGUGGGGACAAGUGGGCUUAACCGGGGUUUAAGGAUGAAUCACAAUCGGGUGAAGAUUGGCAGGAGGGUAGGACAGUAACGUUCGAUGCUAGAAUAUAUUACUGAUCGAAAUCAUUAACGUAAGAGUUCUGGUUCGAACUGACGCGAUAUUUUCAUUGCUACAGAAAGUAUACUCUUGGCUACGAAACCCGACUUGAAUAUAGGCGAUAAACUUCAGUACAUUAUUGAAUUUUGAGUGAAUUAUGGCAAGUUUUGCUGCACAAGCAGCACUUAGAUCAAAAUGGUCAAAUUUGGUUGAAUCGUCUUCAUUUGAGGUUCCUGGAGAAGUUUCUUCUGGAGUGAGAAGUGUUGUAGGAUGGCUGAAACAGGCAUCACUUGAAGUGCGACAAGCAGGUCGGCGUACACUGAGUUCCUUAUCAGGAGGAGCCAUGGGUAGCAACGUCAUUACUAUUUUACAUUUCAAUGAUGUAUAUAAUGUAGAAUCACGAGCAACAGAACCUGUUGGUGGAGCUGCUCGUUUCUGCACCGCUUUUAAAUCAUUUUCUCAUCUGAAUCCUUUAAUUCUAUUUAGUGGUGAUGUUUUCUCACCUAGUAUGUUAAGUACAUUUACAAAGGGAGAACAGAUGAUUCCAGUACUGAAUGAGCUGGGAACUCACUGUGCUGUGUUUGGAAAUCAUGAUUUUGAUUUUGGAUUAGAAAAGUUAAGUGAAUUAACUGCACAAACUAACUUUCCAUGGCUUAUGUCUAAUGUAAUUGAUCAAGAAACUGGAAGACCUCUUGGUGAUGGUCGUAUUACACAUGUUGUUGACUGGAAUGGGAAGAGAUUGGGUUUGAUAGGGUUGGUGGAACAGGAAUGGCUUGAUACACUUUCUAAUAUAAAUCCUGAAGAAGUUACAUUCCUUGAUUUUGUAGAAGCUGGAAGGAAACUAGGGGCUCAACUGAAGCAAGAGGUAAAUGGGAAAUAUAUUAUCAAGAGUGGAACAGAUUUUCGUCAGUUUUCUAAAGUAUCUUUGUCAUUUGAGAAAGCAACGGUGGAAAUUACUGUUGAAGACAUUUCAGUUACUUCAUCUUAUGAUGAAGAUCCUAAUGUGAAAGCAGCUUUGGAAAAAUAUGACAGUGUAAUGGAAGGCAAAAUGGAUGAAGUUCUUGGAUCAUUUAGUGUACCAUUGGAUGGACGUUUCCAAAGUGUUCGUACAAGUGAAUCAAAUUUAGGAAAUUGGAUAUGUGAUGUUGUUUUAGCAGCCACUGGAGCAGAUCUGGUCUUACUUAAUUCUGGUACAUUUCGUUCAGAUAUGGUUCAUCCUGCUGGGAACUUCACAAUGCGAGAUCUAGUUACUGUCAUACCAAUGAUGGAUCCUCUGGUGGUGAUAUCUGUUACAGGACAAAAUAUUCUGGAUGCACUUGAGAAUGGUGUUUCACCAUAUCCAAAACUUGAAGGCAGAUUUCCUCAAGUGGCAGGAGUUAGUUUUGCAUUUGAUCCUACUCAAUCUCCUGGAAGUCGGGUUGAUCCUCAACUUGUGAGGAUAGGAGAUGAAUAUUUGGUUCAUGACCAACACUAUCGUUUGGCUACUAAGACAUAUUUAUUUUCUGGUUGUGAUGGAUAUAACAUGUUGAAAGAUGCAAAAAUUUUGGUCGAUGAAGAGGAAUGUCCGGAACUUGGUCGAGCUGUUCAGAAUCAUUUUCAGGCUAUUAACAUGAGAUUGGGGAAGACGAAACGACCAUCAAAACACAGACAAUCCCUUGUUACUUUGUCUCGAAGACACAGUCUUGUUAAAACUUUGGACGGGAGCAGUGAACUUGAUGGACCUCCUCCUCUUCGAAGAGGCAGUUCUGCAGAUAUUGGGGAUAGACACUGUGGUAGCCCUUCUCCCCCUCAUAUACAACGAAGUCGCCUGACACGACGAGCAAGUUUGGAUGAUUUGGAACAAGAGUCUUGCCAAUUGAUGCCACGAAUUGAAGGCCGUAUAGUUAUCUUGAAUGAAGAAAAACGAAGGGAACUGCUGUUGGAAAGGCAAAGACUAGAGCAGGACUCAGUCAUACCAGAAGUUGAAGAUGAAACAUCUCCUCAAGGUAGCCUUGAUUAACAAGCAAAACUUGAAUUUAGUGGGUAAUGUAUUAAUUAUUUGAAUUUUUCUGAUAUUAUUUAUUGAAAAUAAAUGUUCAGUUUGUGUAAGAAUAUUUUUUAGUCAUCUUGCUAUAAAUUAGUCGUUUUGCUCUCUUAUCUCCACCAGUUUUAAACCUUUUUUAAACAUAUUUUUAAGGUUCUAGCACUGACAUUCAUUCAUUUAUAUGAGUAGAUGGCAUUUGUCGACUGACAAGUUGUUUAUUUGUUGUAUAAAAUGAUCAUCCUAUAUUUGAAACGUUUGCAUAUUUUUGCACGUUUUCUUGUGUAGUCAAAAUUCUGUCUGCUUUCAUUGAUGUACAGUAUUUGUUUGUCAUGUUUGAAAACAGUAAAAAAGAAGCAAAUUGUACUGGAUCAUUGAAUUUGAAGUUUUUUCCUAGCCCUUUGCAAGUGAACAUUGUUGCUAAUAGAACAUUGAAAUGCUAGUGCACAUGAAAGAUAUUUUGAUGUGAGGGUUAAUUGCAGCCAGCUGCAGAAGGAGAUAAUUGCUGGGGCAUAUUAUGUAGGGGCAAUGCACAUGCCUUUUUUACUCUACUUAAGCCUCCUGUGCUAAAACAGGCCUGUGUAGAUUGUACUAAUAUGUACAUACUAAAAGUUUUUUGAAGAUACUGCCUUAUAUACUAAUUUAGUGUUUCAUGCACUGUGUGUAUAAUUUUGUUGUUUUAUUCUGUUGUAAGAACUUGUGUUCUUUAAAAUAUUUUAAUUUAUACAUACCCUUUUAAUUUAAACUUUGUUAUUAGUUUACACUGAGGAAAGAGAUUCAUAUUCUUCAUCCAUUAGGCAUUAUGAACUUAAUAAAAUUUGUUAUUAAAUUUGGAAGCUGUAGCUGGUGUAACAUGCAACGCAGUUACGCACAUUCUAGAUCUAAUGUAGUAUAUUUAGUUGUCUUUUAGGGAACUCGAAAACAGACCCAACACUCAUUCCAUAACAAUUUUCCUACUGUUAAAAAUAUGGGGGUUUUCUCAUUUUUUCUUGUGGUUUCUCUUCCACUAAAAUGGAUAUUUUCUUAUAAAAGUAACUAUAAUUACAGUAUAAAAUAAAAGAUUAACAAAUACCUUUCAUUAUAAAUUGUCUUUAUCCCACUACUAGAAUUUUCUACACCCUCCAAGUUUGUAUGUGAACAUACUUUAAAUACAACCAGCCACAUGCCUCCAAAUAAAGCUUUGGUGAAAAAGCAUAACCCUUUCACAAAUUUCUUUGACUUUGAAAAGCGUACGUAAAAUUCUUGUGCAUAAUGACAUUCAUUGUUAAAGAAGAUAUAAAACAGGUUUUAUUAAUGAGUGAAUCCAAGGAUGCUUUUGCAUUGUUAUGAGUAAAGAUUACAACAAAACUGAUACAAGUUCAUGGAAAAAUUUGAGCCCAUUGUCAUUUUGAUUUUACUUUUAAAAGCUGUAGUACUGAGAGGCUACAACAUUUGAUUGAAAUCAAUUAACAUAAUAAAAUUAAACAUUUUAAUUUAUUUUCACCUUAACUAUUAAAUACCUGUGGUCAGAGAAUAGUCUUGCGGAAGUAAUUUGUACUUGGUUAUUUUUUUUCACCAACAGUGUAAUGAAUAAGUAAUUGGAACUUUUUUCGUCAACAUUUUGUGAAGUAGAUAUUGGAUCAAAAAAUGGUUGGCUCAUUUAACAUUAGCAAUUUUAUUUCAAAUUAAUUUCUGUAUAUAUUCCGUCCACACUCUUGAGUUUAAGAAAGUACCCUCACGAUUUGAAGAGUAGAGGUAAAUGACUUGAUGUUAUUUUGUUAUUAAUGAGGGGGGAACUCAACUCGCGUCACUCUGCUAAAACAGAAUCAAAGUUGAAAAAUUGGCAAAUUGUGUAAUGUGGGUGAUGUUAAUAUAUUUUGGUUUUUACCUUGAUCUAUAUUGUUUCUUGUGAAUUUAGUGUAAAACAAGUACAGAAGUUUGCUUUUAAAAAAAAUGGAUAGAAUACCUUUUUUUUUCUUUUCUUAAAAUUUAAAUGAAUAUCAACCUCAUUAUCUGUAGCAUGUUUUUAAACAGUGGGUUUUCAUGAUAAUUUUUUAUUGUUAAACAUCAUUAUUUUAUUUCUUUGCUUCUUUGAGUGUCGUGAACAGAUGUAAAGUGGAAAAAAGGUCCUGAACAUAGUCGUUGCCCCUGGCAGUGCCUUCAAAGAAUCAUUUGACAAAAGUUCACACUAAUUCUAUAAAACAUUUAAAAGUGUUUUGAUUGAACAUUUUUAACAUAAUUUAAUUUUUUUUGCUCUCUAACUUCCAUUGGUUAGAAAUGUUGAAAAUAUUUUUAAGGAAGGAAUCUCUUUUUAUGAGUACUUUAAAAAGUUAUUCAAUGACUUUGUGACAAAAAUUCCUUUAUUUCUGCCAAUGUAUUUCAAAGAAUUCUUGAUGUAUUAAAAGUCAGAGUCCAGACAAAAGUUAAUAGGCCUUUUGAGAGUAUAUGAAAUCCAACAUUUUUUGAACCAAUAAAUACUGCUUAUUGUCUAAAAAUAAAGCAAUAGUACUUAUAAGAAGUAUAUCUUGAAACAUGUUGAGAUUUAUAUAUAUUUUUUGCUGCACUCCUUUUGAAAUCUUUAACUAAUUAAUAGCUGUGGUAGAUGCUUUAUAUGGAUGUUACAGAUUGUAUGUGAUAGUGAGCUAAGCUCUUGCAACUUACAUUCCUCAUGAAGAGACCAUAUUGAGUGGUUGGUAAUUGUAAUGGAGUUUCAAAUACAUUUAUGUAUGGGACUCCAGGAUUGUUACUUUUGGUGCUUCUCCUGACUUUGUUUCUAAUGUAGCAUGAAUUGUAAUAUUUUACAAGACAUUUCAUGAUGGAUCAGUGAGUGAAUGUCUCUUAAGUGACUGUGUUACACAUUUAUGUGAAACCUAGAGAAUGAAGGAAAUUAUAUAAGCAUUAUGAAAAAUAAUCAUUUCCAGUAUAAUUCAGAUUUCCUGAAGCAAAAAAUUGCAAAUACCUUAUUUAAAUGCUGCUUUCCAUCCUGUCUAAUUUUAUUUUAUUCUUUGUUUUUGUUUGUGAUUUGUUAACUUUACAUUUUAUGGUGAACCUGUACAAAAAACUAAUUUUUUUUUUU
Molecule: messenger RNA, 5353 nt
Organism: Gryllus bimaculatus (two-spotted cricket)
Lineage: Eukaryota; Metazoa; Arthropoda; Insecta; Orthoptera; Gryllidae
Source: the annotation of a GenBank genome assembly